Molecule: messenger RNA, 1359 nt
Organism: Populus trichocarpa (black cottonwood)
Lineage: Eukaryota; Viridiplantae; Streptophyta; Magnoliopsida; Malpighiales; Salicaceae
Product: calcium sensing receptor, chloroplastic
Exons: 6
Coding region: 75-1241 (388 amino acids)
Biological process (GO): cellular response to calcium ion; de-etiolation; regulation of stomatal closure
Source: RefSeq, a predicted model, not a curated record
UCAACCAGACAUUUUUUCAACUACCCAAAUAAAAGACACUCCCUUUACUCUCUCUACAUCUUUGUGCCCAAAAGAUGGCAAUGGAGAUGGCCAUAAGAUCUUCAUUUACAACAAGACUCUCUCCUCGUUCAACUUCUUCAACAACCAAACCUUCUUUCUUUAAACCUCAUCAAUUGAGACCCAUCUCUGUAUCACUGCCAACGUCAACCAUCUCUCUCUUGUCUCUCUUUGCACCACCCAAUGAAGCCAAAGCUCUUACUAUUUCCAAGGACCAGGUUGUCUCUACGCUUACUGAUGUGGAGAAGACAAUUGAUCAGGCUGUGGAGUUUAGUUCAAGUGUAUUGGACAGUGCACAGAAAGUUUUUGAAGGUGUCACUAAUAGUUUGAAGCCUGGCAUAGAUGUUGCAUUACCAAUUGCAAAGCAAGCAGGAGAACAGGCAGUGAAGAUUGCUUCUCCUGCAAUUUAUGAGGCUUCAAAGAAAGCCCAAGAAGCUAUUCAAAGUACUGGUAUUGACACAGAACCAGUUCUUAGUGCUGCUAAGACACUAGUAGGUGCUGCUCAACAGACAACUAAGGUGAUUGAAGAGGCAAAGCCCAUAGCUUCAUCAACUGUUGAAACCAUCACUUCGGCAGACCCCGUUGUGAUUGUAGGAGCUGCUGGAGCAGUUUUUCUAGCAUACCUCCUCUUUCCAUCCAUAUGGUCUGCUGUCUCAUUCGGCCUGCGUGGUUACAAAGGUGAGAUUACUCCAGCCCAAGUCCUUGAUCUAUUAUCUACAAAAAAUUACAUUAUGAUCGACAUUAGAUCAGAGAAAGACAAGGAAAAGGCUGGCAUCCCACGCCUUCCCUCCAGUGCUAAGAACCAGAUGGUUUCGGUCCCUUUGGAAGAACUGCCAAGCAAAUUGAAAGGCAUUGUCAGAAAUGUCAAGAAACUAGAAGCUGAAAUAGCAGCUUUAAAGAUUUCAUAUCUGAAGAAAAUUAACAAAGGUUCCAACAUUGUCAUCAUGGACUCGUACUCAGAUUCAGCAAAAAUAGUUGCCAGAGUACUGACAAGUUUAGGUUUCAAUAACUGCUGGACUGUUUCUGGUGGGUUUUCUGGAGGCAGAGGAUGGUUACAAAGUUGGUUAGGAGCGGAUUCAUAUAAUGUAUCUUUUACUGAGGUUCUCAGACCAUCACGAAUAAUCCCUGCAGCAGCCGGACGUGUUGGAACAGCCAGCUCAAAGUUACUUCCGGGUGGAGAUUAAAUUUCCCCCCCUCACCUGGUUAGAAAUGCCCGAAUGUGCUUUCUCGGUUAAGAAUAGCCGUGUAGAAACAUGUCUGGUAAUUAUCUUUUAUAAUCAGUGCGAGUGUAUUCAUUUUCAA